UUCAUGCAUCGCAGGGUUCCGCCUCCAAGGUGAGGCGAGGAUGGGGGGGGGGGGGCUCGGGGGGGCUCUCCCUUCCUCUCCUCUUCAUCUCCUUCGCUGGUUCUGUCGCUCUCCCGGCUCGUGCCUGCGCCUCGGCCGCACAGCAGCAGCAGCAGCACCGGCACCGGCACCGGCACCGGCAUCCCCGCCCGCCCUCGUCGAGCAAGCAGGACAGAAAUGCAAAGAGACGGAAGAUGGCAGAGCUGCAAAUGUUGUUAGAGGAGGAAAUCCCCGCCGGCAAACGGGCUCUCGUGGAGAGCUACCAGAACCUUUCUCGGGUCGCCGAAUACUGUGAGAACAACUACGUUCAGGCUCAAGACAAGAGGAAGGCCCUGGAGGAGACCAAGUCCUACACCACCCAGUCUCUGGCCAGCGUGGCUUACCAAAUCAACGCCUUGGCCAACAAUGUGCUCCAGCUGCUGGACAUCCAGACCUCGCAGCUCCGGCGCAUGGAGUCCUCCAUCAACCACAUCUCCCAGACGGUGGACAUUCACAAGGAGAAGGUGGCCCGUCGUGAAAUCGGCAUCCUGACCACCAAUAAAAACACCUCUCGCACCCACAAGAUCAUCGCCCCGGGCAACAUGGAGCGGCCCGUGCGCUACAUUCGAAAACCCAUCGAUUACACGCUGCUGGAUGACGUGGGCCACGGAGUCAAACAAAACGGGAACAAUGCCGCCGGACGAGGAGGAGGAGGAGGGACGCUGUCGAGGACCAAUCCACCCACCCAGAAACCCCCGAGCCCCCCGAUGGCUGGCCGCGGUACUUUGGGGCGGAACACGCCCUACAAGACGCUGGAGCCGGUCAAGCCUCCGGUGGUGCCCAACGACUACAUGACCAGCCCGGCCCGUUUGAGCGGCCAGCAGAGCCCCGCGCGUACGGCCUCCCUCAAUCAGAGGCCCCGGACGCACAGCGGCAGCAGCGGCGGCAGCGGCGGCGGCGGCGGCGGGAGGGAGAACAGCGGAAGCGGCUCGGCGGGCGUCCCCUUGGCGGUCCCGACCCCUUCCCCUCCCAGUAUGGGCCAAGCGGCGACGGCGACGUCUUGCGCCUCGGUGCCGCAAGGUCCCGGGCCGGGCCCCAUCCCCAUGUCCCAGUUCGGCACCAUCUCCCGGCAGAUCUCGCGUCACUCCUCGUCCGCCACCUCCUCGGCCUCCAUGGUGUCGGCCACGGGGACGUAUCGGCGCGCUCCCUCGGCUUCCUCGCAGCAGCCCCACCUCAACGGGGGUCCGACUUUCCCGCAAAACUCGGUGUCGGUGGCGCCUCCCCCCCCUCCGACGGUCCAGCUGACACCGCAGAUCCCUCUGACGGGCUUCGUGGCCAGAAUGCAGGAGAGCAUAACUGACAGCCCAGCGCCGCCGCCUCCGCCCCCGCCCGAGGACUCGGGCGCGUUCGAGGAGCCGUCGGCGCCGCCUCCCCCGCCUCCCGUCGACUAUGAGGAAGAGGAGGCCGCCGUUGUCCAUUACAGCGACCCCUACGCUGAUGGAGACCCCCACUGGGCCCCGAAAGUCUAUUUGGAGAAAGUCGUGGCCAUCUACGACUACAGUAAGGACAAGGAGGACGAGCUCUCCUUCAUGGAAGGAGCCAUCAUUUAUAUCAUCAAGAAGAACGACGACGGCUGGUUCGAAGGAGUCUGCAACGGCGUCACCGGACUCUUCCCGGGAAACUACGUCGAGUCCAUCAUGCACUACGCUGAUUAGGGGGAGGGAGGGG
Molecule: messenger RNA, 1746 nt
Organism: Syngnathoides biaculeatus (alligator pipefish)
Lineage: Eukaryota; Metazoa; Chordata; Actinopteri; Syngnathiformes; Syngnathidae
Gene: abi1b
Product: abl-interactor 1b
Exons: 10
Coding region: 234-1733 (499 amino acids)
Cellular component (GO): lamellipodium; intracellular anatomical structure
Molecular function (GO): SH3 domain binding
Source: RefSeq, a predicted model, not a curated record